UUCUCAGUGUUGUUCUGUCAUGAACAUGUCGAUUUUGUUGAAUUGUGUCUGUCCUGCUAAAAGUGAUAAAUGAUACGAGAUUUUUUCAGCAAAUACGCACGUUUUUGUAAAUAAAUUGAGUGAGGAGAGAUAUGUAAAGUGAACUAGUUACCGAGUUCACAUGACUCGAGUGAAAAUUUUUUAACUCGAAGUUUGACUGUGAAAUUGCGUGUUUUCGAGGCUUUCUGUCCCCAAUUGACCCCUGAGCCCCCCUGUGAUUGCGAAAGAAUAUGAAGCUCUUCAAGCUACACACUCAUCAAAAGUCCAAUUAUGCUGCGGAUUUGCUGUUGCAUCCCAAGGAGCACCCGGAUUUGAGUCUUGGGGACAUUGUUGAGAUAUAUCAUCCGGAAGAUGAGGGAUGUCGUCUGUUGCUACAAGUUACUACUUUCUACGAGGAGUUCAAAGGGCGAGAGACUAUCAGUGUGGAGACAAACAUUGCCUCCACAUUCAACUUGCGAACAUAUGCUGAUAUUGUAAUGCAACGGGUGGAUCCGGCCGCUGUGGCGUUGGAUUCAGUAGAGAUCACCUUUAAGGAUCAGUAUAUGGGGCGAUCGGAGAUGUGGAGGCUCAAGAGUCACCUGAUAAACACAUGUGUGUACAUCAACAAGAAGAUCGAGUACUGCGAGGGAUCCAUACGGUGUCAGGUGUACGAGAUGUGGGCACAAGGCGAUCGUGUGGCGUGUGGGAAUAUCACAGCAGAUACAAAGGUUGUGUUCAGGAGCAGUACAUCAAUGGUCUACCUCUUUAUACAGAUGUCUUCGGAGAUGUGGGACUUUGAUAUUCAUGGCGAUCUGUACUUUGAAAAGGCUGUCAAUGGAUUUCUCACGGAUCUCUUUAUGAAGUGGAAGAAACUAGGAUGUAAUCAUGAAGUUACAAUUGUCCUUUUCUCACGUACCUUUUAUGCCGCUAAGAGUCUCGAUGAGUUUCCUGGACAUAUGCGUGAGUGCCUUCAGAUGGACUACAAGGGAAGAUUCUAUGAGGACUUUUAUCGCGUUGCCAUUCAAAAUGAACGCAAUGAUGACUGGAGUACGAUUCUAGUGGAGCUCAGAAGAUUGUUCACUGGCUACCAAAAUACCGUACUAAAGUACCAUGAGAGACCGGAUAUCACAAUACCGCCCGCGACUAAUUCCACAGCAGCUCAGGGAAAUUUCCUGGAAGUUCUCAAUAUCUCUCUGAAUGUUUUUGAGAAACACUACUUGGACAGGAGUUUCGACAGGACGGGCCAGCUAUCGGUGGUUAUCACUCCGGGAGUGGGCGUUUUUGAGGUAGACAGAGAACUCACCAACAUCACAAAACAGAGGAUUAUUGAUAAUGGCGUUGGGAGUGAUUUAGUAUGCGUUGGUGAGCAGCCUCUUCAUGCUGUGCCUCUUCUAAAAUUUCACAAUAAGGAUUCUUCCCUCAAUGCCGAUGAUUAUUCCAUGCCACAUUGGAUUAAUCUCAGUUUCUACUCAACAAACAAGAAAGUGGCCUAUUCAACAUUCAUUCCACGGAUAAAAUUGCCCCCACUUCGACCGGAUGCAGAUAGGGAUGAGGAGAAAGAGAAUCAAGCACUGAAAUUCCUCCCGGACAAUCACACAGAAUACAUUCACAAUUCCCUUUUUGACUACGAUGCCUAUGAUGCACAGAUCUUUCAGAUGCCUCCGGCACAUGGGACGUGUUCUCUGCAACGACCACCGCGGACGAAGAAGACCUCUGUGCCGAGUCUGGAAGGGUAUCUGGCAUCAGCGAACAAUGAGUGGCUUUCUACGUCUCCGAGACAGAUUUUGAGACGAAAGAUGUCUGAUCCUGAUAUUCAUCAUGGGGCAAAUAGUGUUCUCAGCAAUUUGUCUCAGGUGGAUUCACCAACUGGAACAAAUCUUUCGGAAUCAUUUAAAUCCAGUGAGAAGGUUAACAGAAAAGGAUUCAUUGGCAAUGGAUCAGUUAUUAGGCCAGGGCGAGCUUUGAUAAAUCCCUUUGAUCCUUCACAUGUGACAAUAAAGCUCACUAGCAAUCGCAGACGAUGGACCCAUAUUUUUCCCAAGGGUCCUACGGGAGUUCUAAUUCAACAGCAUCACUAUCAGGCUAUUCCAGCACCAAAAUCCUGUCAAAAUACCUACAGUGAAGUGGAUGCAAGUGAUUAUGCUCAUACAGCUACCUGCUCCAUUGCUGAGAGUCUCGAUGAUUAUGCGGGAAUUGAGAGUGUGAGUGAAAGUGGAGGAGAUGCUGCUUCGACACCGAGAAGGAAAAUAUCCACUCUUCAUUCAGCAGCCGGACAUUCGGUUACAGUGACUCCGUCCAAGAGUCUCACUUUGCUGUGGGGCGCAACGGGUGAGCAAGAAUGGACUCCAGCACUGACCACAGCCGGAAAGAUCAUCAUAGGAGUCGAUUGGAAAUCUCUGACUAUUCCUGCGUGCCUUCCAAUUACCACGGAUUACUUUCCGGAUAAACGUUCUCUGCACAAUGACUAUGUGGUGUCCGAUUAUACGCUCUUGCCGGAGGAUGUGUAUGCGGACUAUGCCACAAAUAGAGCUGUCUACCAAAAGCCCCUGACCACAGAGCAAGUGUUCAAGGAGCUCAUUUCGCAGCGAUUGGCUCAGGGAUUCCAAUUGAUUGUGCUCCCGGACACACUCAAGCCAUCUUCAGCACCAUGCUGUGGUGGUGUACAAAUGCCAAAGUAUUUUGUCCUGGGGACACCUCCUCAAGAGGCCACAAAGGAAUAUCUUUUGUCUAUUGGCAGGAUGUUUCACAGGAUCUCUCUCACCGGUUCUGUGAUUACUGUUACAAGAUAUAGACCAAGACAUCCUUAUCCGCCAAUAACUGUUGACUACAGAUAUCGCUUUCAUGCUCCCCAACAUGACACUUAUGAGGUUUCUGGGGUGAAUUUUACGACUGAAAAAUUGGAAAAUUACAACUGGAACUUUAUGGAUCAAUACAUUUGCACAAGAGGCGAUACAGAUUUCAUGCUGCAUGAAAAUCUCAAAUAUUGGCGCUAUAGAAUGUAUCUCUUGCCUAAGGAUCAUCCGGCUAUGAAGAAGAUUCUCGAUGGAUUAGCCACGAGAUGUGAUAUAUUCACGGAGAUCCAAGCUGACUCACCAAAGCAGCAGAUUGAAGAGUUCCUCAAAUAUGUGGAAAUGCACCUGAAUAGGAUCAAGAGGAUGCACUGUAAUAAGCCACGGUUGCUCUUGCAGGGAAGCCCAACGUCGCAGCAGUCCCAUUUAACGAGACGCCGUCACAGUACCAGCAUUAUUUCUCGUCCGGCAAAUCAGGCUCUAGGCAAUUCACCAUUUCGAGAUCGUGUUGGAAGCAAUCGAUUGCCAGAGAGAGCCAGACCAAGACUAAGUGGAAAAUCUCUUGCCGCAGGAAGGGCCGUUCAGGAGGCAACAGCAUCGGGAUUACCAGCUGAUUCUCUGAGUAUUGAUGAUUCCGAUGAGAGUCUUGCCGUUCAGAUCAAAUUUAAAGUGACAGAUCCACUGAUGGAUAUUUAUGAGGCAAUGAAACAUCCUGAAACUGGAGUACCUUUCAUUGGUCCAGCACAGAGCAUGCCUUCCUGCACAUUUGUAUCUUACGAUGCGAUAACAUGGCUGCAGAAUCGUAUUGAAGGUCCCUGUGAUCCCAUUGAAUUGCUGGAGCGGAUGAGACAAGAGAAGUUGAUCUGUCAUGCAUCUGGGGAUUUUUCUAAGCGAAUAAUUGUGGGAUUUGUGUUGUAUUAUAUAACGAAGCAGGAGAAGGAUUUUAUGCCACCAUUGGGAAAUCUUAAGGCUUUUGAGAAUGAGUGGAUGGAGGUGCAAAUUGAGACGCCAGAGAUAAAGAUGCAAAAAAUUCAUCCGUAUGAACUGAAUGUACCGGAAUUCCUCAGGGAAUCUAUUAGGAGUGUAUUCAGUGAGACACCGUUGUACAAACAGAGUCACUUGGAGAUUGAUAUCAAUCAGAAGAGUGAUCGAAUUGAGUGGGGACAUGCGAGAUAUCAUCGUGUCUUUAUUCCUGGGCAUGCAUUUGAAAUUGUGGCUCAGUGGGUGAUUGCAUCAGGGCCGAUUGUGUACGAUCUGAUCUAUGGAUGGAGUCGUAAGGCUAUUCAGUGUGGCUUUCAGCUUAUGGCUAUUCCGGCUGAUCCAUUGGCUGAACCCUUUACUGAGAAGUCUGAUCCACUACGUGGUCCAAUUUUUAUUCCACUUGACACUGAGUGCCUAAAGCAGAAGAGAGAUUUUCUUUUUGAGGAUUUCAAGAAAGAUACCUGGGCUACUAGGUUGUUACUCUUUCAAGAAGCUAUCCUGGCUAGAUUUGGUUUUAUGCCGUGCGCCGUGGAGACCAAAGCGGGUUCCAAUCAAGCUUCGCUGGAUUUUCAGUAUGUUCAUUGUUCGGGGAAUAUGUUUGUACUUGUGCCAUCUCCUCAUCAGGAUUUGCGAUCACGUCAGAGAUUAGCAUCUGGAGGAUCUCAGAAAAAGCCAACUUUCCUCAAGCACUAUCCAGCCCCAGUUGACACCCAAAGUCCCCAUGAAGCUUAUAUCACGCGUCAUGUGUCCGGGAAGAAUAAGGAUGACAUGGACACAAUUCGUAAGACUGGAUUUCUCUGGUCCUGGAAUCACAUGGUGCCCAAUAAGAAGUGGAAAUCACUGGUGAUAAAUAAUUCUCCAGAGGGCGAGAUUAUGCAACUGAGAAUUCUGCGAGACUUUAAGAGUUUCUGUUCGAAUCAAGAUCAAAGACUAAUUGCAUUCUGGGAUCAUUGUUGGGAGCUCAAGGAGAAGGCAUCGAUACAAACAACCGGCGAAUAGGUGAGUGCUUUCCUCUCAGAAACAUAAGUCAAUUCUUCUUGUUUUUUUUUUUUUGUUAUUAAUUAAACGUGAGAUUUUUGUAAGCCAAAAA
Phlebotomus papatasi is the source of this 4878-nucleotide messenger RNA. It is a transcript of the gene Iml1, whose product is annotated as GATOR complex protein Iml1. Gene Ontology annotation, cellular component: GATOR1 complex; lysosomal membrane. The transcript is spliced from 11 exons. Lineage: Eukaryota; Metazoa; Arthropoda; Insecta; Diptera; Psychodidae. Gene Ontology annotation, molecular function: GTPase activator activity. Gene Ontology annotation, biological process: cellular response to amino acid starvation; negative regulation of TORC1 signaling; positive regulation of autophagy. Bases 270 to 4787 code for a protein of 1505 amino acids. The record is from RefSeq and is a predicted model, not a curated record.